Messenger RNA from Eublepharis macularius, 5922 nucleotides. RefSeq names its product syntaxin binding protein 6 (gene STXBP6). The coding region runs from base 221 to 940 and encodes 239 amino acids. Gene Ontology annotation, molecular function: phosphatidylinositol-4,5-bisphosphate binding. The transcript is spliced from 7 exons. Gene Ontology annotation, biological process: Golgi to plasma membrane transport; exocytosis; regulation of SNARE complex assembly. NCBI's taxonomy places the organism in Eukaryota, Metazoa, Chordata, Lepidosauria, Squamata, Eublepharidae. The record is from RefSeq and is a predicted model, not a curated record. Gene Ontology annotation, cellular component: plasma membrane; exocyst.
GCGAGCCGAGCCAGAACCGCUUCAGCGAAUGCCUGAGCCGAGCUUGGCGGGGCAACGGCUGGAGAGUUUCUCCCUUCCGCGUGGUCCAGAGAGAGGCGCGGCAGGACGCGUCCCUCGCAGCAGCAAGCCGAGGGCGGGAGCCCGGAGCGUUUCAGCUGAGCUCCCGAGACGGCAGCAGGACGGGAGGAACACUAGGUAUCUGCUCUGUCUCUGAUCUACAAUGAGUGCCAAAUCGGCUAUCUACAAGGAAAUUUUUGCUCCGCAUGACGAAAGGAUGCUGGGAGCAGUCCAAGUAAAAAGGAGAACGAAGAAAAAGAUUCCUUUCCUAGCAACUGGAGGUCAGGGUGAAUACUUAACCUACAUCUGCUUGUCAGAUGAACAACAAAAGACUAAGAACUGUCUAGCACGAGUGUCCAAUGCAAUACCUCUUGGACCUGAUGGAGGCGUCCCUUGCCCUCAAGUGACAAACAAGAAACCUGCACAAGCAUCUAUUACAAAAGUCAAACAGUUUGAAGGUUCUACAUCGUUUGUGCGAAGGUCACAGUGGAUGCUUGAACAGCUUCGCCAGGUUAAUGGUAUAGACCCUCAUCGAGAAUCCCCAGAAUUUGAUUUAUUAUUUGAAAAUGCUUUUGACCAAUGGGUAGCAAGUACAGCCUCUGAAAAAUGUACGUUCUUUCAAAUUCUUCACCACACCUGUCAGCGGUACCUCUCAGACAAAAAACCAGAAUUUAUCAAUUGCCAGUCUAAAAUCAUUGGAGGAAACAGCAUACUACAUUCAGCAGCAGACAGUGUAACCAGUGCAGUACAGAAGGCAAGUCAAGCUUUGAAUGAGCGUGGCGAAAGGUUAGGUCGAGCAGAAGAAAAAACAGAGGAUAUGAAGAACAGCGCUCAGCAGUUUGCAGAAACUGCACACAAGCUUGCUAUGAAGCACAAGUGUUGAAGAUGCCUAAUACAGAUAUCGUCCCAAGAGGAACUAAAAAGUUAGGUUCGUCACUUUUUACUGGAGAUACAGCCUCAUUUUUGGUUUUUCCUACAAUUCAACAAAGCCCAGCUAUUUCAGUUGCAUGUAGGAAAUAAGUUGCAUUCCUACCUUUUCUAUUGCUAAGCAAUUCUGCAAUAUUAUCAAACUUUUAUUUUAUUUAAAAUAAGAGGUAUUGUGACAUGGCAAUUGGACCAAAGGACAUAGAGAACUGCAUUUAUCUGCAGCAUCCCACUGUUCUCAGUAUUAAGCAGGAAGGAAUAACGUUAGUAGAAGAGAAAUUAACAAAUAAAAAUAAAAUCCAAGAACUUGUUAUAUAAUUGUCUCAGUGCAAAUUUUGGAGUUAUGCAGCUCAUGCCUUCAAAUGUUGAGCGAAGCAAAAUGGUUUGCUAAGAAAGAGAGUCCGACUUCUCAUUUCUUCCAUUUUUAGUAAGCAUAUUUUGCAUGUGCCAUCCAAAGUGCAAAUCUGAAUUUGAGAUGUGUCACCCUGCUGUCAACACAACACUUCAGAAACUAUUUCUUCUUUUUUUACUGGCUGGAUUUAUUUUUUGGACUACACAAUAUCACUAGGAGUGCACACGAGAUGUUAAGACCUAAGAAAAGACUGGUGGUUAAACCUCUUAAAUGCCUUUUCCUUAAUCUUGAAUUUAGCAGUUGAAUGUAAAAUAAAAUUAAAAUAAAAGUUGCUUGGCUGCCAUAAAACAACCAUUUUAUUUAAAAAGAGCAGUAUUUUUAAAACCUAAACUUGUAAAUAUUCUACAGGAAUCAUUCCAGUAUUUGAAUGCAUCCACAAACUGAACUACACUUGCUGCAGUUGUGUAGACUGUUGUGCAUUCUUUGGUCUAACUCAGAUGAGGGUGGGAGUGACAGUGAGAGACCUGUGAAUUAAUUCCCUGCUGUUCACACUGCAAAUUCCACCCAGUUUCCAGUCAGAACCACAUCGGCAUGAGGAAAAAUUUAAGCCUUUCUCCCAGGACCAUUUUCAUAAUCUCACCUCAGGGUCUGCUGUAUUCCUAGGUGAGGGGUGCAGGAAAGGGAUUAAAUUGCAUGACCCAAAAUCACAGCAGAGGAUCUGUUUAUUUGAUCACACCCAGUUUAACUCUCAGUGAUACAGUUAUGUUCCACUGUCUAUGACUAUUGAUCAUAGUCCAUACGUUUUGGUAAUACGUUUUAAAAACCGAUGAAAAGAGUAAUUUAAACAACGAGCCCUUUUAUUUCAUAGUUGUUAUGAAGUUGUGCUCUCUGAUCUAAUGUGGUUGAUAUGUGAACUGAUGUUCCCUGAGGAGAACUGCCCAAAAAGGAACAGUGCAAAGAAUUACUGCGUUGGAUCUGUGUAUCUAGUAUUCAAAGUCGUAUGCUGUCAUCAAUGAUCUAUCAUCCCCAACACUAGAUCAGGAAACUGUUCUACACAUGGUCAAUUGCGGCAGCCCUGACGAUACUAAUCACCUGUGGGAUAUUUUUUAGAGGGAAGUCCUAGAUCCAGGCCAUCAUUCUCUCCUAACUUAGUUUCAGGAGAAGACACUGAAUGUAGAUUCAACUACAGUCUCCUUUGAAAGCUGAUAAUGCUCAACAUACGUUGAAUAGCUUGUAUGGAAAGAUACAGAAACAAGGAGUGUUAGGGCAAAUCAUUACUGAACCUGUGAAAACCUGGGCCGGGAUCACGACAUAUGUGGACAUAUGCAAUCAAUCUCCACUAAAUUUUCAAAAUUUCUAAUGCAAUUGAUGAGCUUCUGCAUGGGGAAAUAAGUUUAGCCAGAUACUGUAGAAGCAAAAGAGCUUGUAAUAUGGCUGAACUGUUAAAUCAACAGGAAAUUAACUGCACAUUUUUAUACUUUGUCAGAGAAACUGUUUAGAACCAUCACGGUUCAGUCCCAGGCAAUAUAAAAUAAGAAGUAAGUCAGCCAAAUGUUUUUCAACCUAUAAUAAGCUGAUGAAUAAAAUAGUUUGUAACCAAUGCCUGUUUUCUGCCAACAGAAGGGCACUUGGGUGUGUGGGAGAGUUUUAUUCACUCAUUGUACAUUGGGUACAACCCAGUGCCUUCACAACUAGUUAAAACUUUCAUUUUGAACCAUUGACUUCCUUUGCUUCAGACACUUUUCAAGAACCAAAUAGAAUAAUAUAGCCCUUUCCAUUAAAACGGGAACAUUUUCUUUUUUAAAAGUAUUGCUUACUUUUUACAAAGCAGAUUUUUAAUUACCUUUGUUAGUUAGUAUGUGGGCUAGGAUAGAAACAGUGGGUUGGGUAUCCUACAACUCUGUUUGCUUAAAUGUAGAACUUUCUUGCCCUCAUAAGGAGCCUUUCUCCAAUGGAAGAAGCUCUUUCUCUAGCAGAAGGUUCCUUGCGUUGGAGGACAGCUCUGGCCUUGGCUGGCGGGAGUUGUAGGAUGUAACCUAUUAAGUAAAGGUGGUAAGAAUAUAGUCACAAAAUGUUCCAGUGAUGCCAGCAUGGGAGUUGUUUCUGUGUUAUAAUGCAUUCUCAUGAGUCUGAGGACUUCUGUGCCAAUAAUUCAACCAUGUAGGUGGGAUAGAUCCCAUCAGUUUUAUUCCAUUAGCAUCCCUCACUUGAAGAGAACGUAGAAAACAUCACAUGAUCUGGCCAGCCCAUGUAGUCCCAUCACCAUGUAGUCACAUGGAAUGUUACAGGACAGUUGCUCCUACCCAGCUGUGUGUGAAAAGCACCUCAUUCGUUCAAAUAUGAAUGAAAAUACAUAUUACAGAAUAUAUGGGAAUGCUAGAUAAAUUGGCUGACUCUGAUUACAGGAAGACUGCUAAAUUCAAAAAAAAAAAUUCAUUGCCUGGUCUAUUUGUCGUACUGUUAUUUUACAGAUUUUUCUUAUGUUGUCUUCACAUUUCAGCUCAGUGAUUCAUUUAACCUGUCAGUAUGGACCUUGUUUUCAGACCACGUUGCCGAACAACAUCAUAGUUUAUCCAUUUGGUGCAUCUCCCCCCCCCUCCUAAAAAUUUUUUUUAAUCAGUAGCUCAUAUCCUCUAUUCAGUCAUCCAGUCACUGGGUGUUUUCUUAGGAUAAUUAGAAGGAAGUGUGCCAACAUCCUGUAUUAAAAUUAAAGUUUAUAUUGUUAAAAAUUUCCUCCUGGAACAUAGUUUUAGCAUACAAUUCUAGUGUUAAAUAUUUGUGUACAUUUAAGUAUACAGUAAUUCAGGUUAAUGUUUCAUAUUUAAGAACGUGUUUGUAAAAUGUAACAAGAUCAAUAGUUUCCUUAUUACCUUUUUAAGGUUUUGCAGAGACUAAAAACAAUGUGUUGCUAGACUUAAGACUGUCCUACUACAAGAGCCUAAUUAUGUGGCUAGCAAAAAGUUGUGAAUUAAUGUGAAAAUAUUAACAGAUCUUACUCUAAACAAGUGAUCUUAAGAUCGUUUUGCUUUAAUAUGCCAAAACUGUAAUACUUGCGAAUACGUUGUUUACUUUUCAACUGUCUAAAGGGUGUAGAAAAGUUUUUUUGCCAUUCUGAAAUAAAGAGGGGGGACUGUCUGUCAAUUCAUCUUUACACAUUUUGUUUUCACUUAUUAAAUGUUUUAACGAUGAUGAACUUUUUUUGUACUUUAUUUGAUAGGAGGUGCGAUUGGGGUAUAAAUGCAAAUUACAGGUCAUGAGGGGGGCAGACAUGGUCGAUUCCCUGCUCUUUCUCUGAAUCCUUCUAAAAAAUUCAACCUUUAAUAAACUAAUUUGGGAAGCAGAGAGUUCAGUGCCCCAGUGAACACCUGUUCACACAACUGUUCCCAUGUGGUGGUGGCCUUUGGAGCAGCUGUGUUGACUUCCAGCUGCUUUGAGCUAAGCCAUUCAUGUGCAUCUGGCACAUAGCUGAUUGGGAUUUUGCCUUGCCAUAGAAGCAACAUGUACAAGUUGUUUCCUGUGGUUACCCCAUAAACGAUUAUGUGAAUAGACUCUGACAGGCAUGUUUGAGUUAUCUUACAUGCACAUAUAAGCCCCCACAGGAUCUCUCAGGAUGAUUUCACAAAUAACUCCUACAUGCAUAACCUAUAUUUAGUGAAGUCUAGAAGUUACCCCUGGAUAUGUCAUGUCCAGGCAUAAAUACACAUUUUGUAUAAAGGAUGAUCUGAUGCAUCUUCCUAUCCAUGUUCCCUGACCUUGCAAUGUGACCCUCAAUAAGGGGAAAGGAUGGCCCAUCGUACAUUGUAUUUAUAUGGAUGACUGUUCCUCAGUGUAUGUCGCUCAUGCAUACAGGGGCAGCAUGUGAACUUAAAUGCAUACACAAGGGCAUGCACACCUUCUCUCCUCCUGCUAUUUCUUUUUUUCCAAAAAAAACCUCCAUAAUGUAGGACCUCAUUGCUGGCCUAAUAAAUUAUUAACAUACUAGCGAUCCAUAAGGGAGCCGCUUUUCAGUACGAUGUUUUCCUGAUUCAUGCUUAUUGUACAUAGGCCUUAGCUAAAAGAUUUACAGAAUUCUGGGCACUAGCUUUAACGUGUGUUCCAAGCAAAUCAGAUCGCUGAUGAAAAACAAAGUGAUUAUAUUCUGAAAUAUGUGCAAGGUUAGAAGUUGAUUGGUUAUCAGUUCAGGGGAUCAGAAUGUCCUUUUGCAUUCCAUCAUUCUGAAUUAUUUUGGUUUCUUGUUGCAUCUGUACUGUAAAUAUUCACAUUGCUAAGUUACCUUUAGUAAUAUGCUGUUACAACGUGCUGUCAAAUAAAUCUAUCCUCUUGAAGAAAGAUGACACUGGAGCUGCAACUGGCCACAGUGCUCCACUGCAUUGCUGAAUGUUGAGACUGCAAGUAGCAGUUUCUCCCUUUCAAAAUGACUACCUAGGUCCAGUAAUUCCUGGGUUCUUGGGCUGCGAUGCUAGCCAUGUACAAAGUAUAAUCUGGUAAAACUAGAAUUUAUUGUAUGUAAUAUUUUCUCUUGUUGUAUGUGGUGGUUCCUAUAAAACUAUACAAUUGCAGUUUUCAUAAUAAAGAUUUUAAUAAUUAUA